GACCUCGGGAUCAGAGACCGGAUCGAAGAGAUCAUCCCAGAAGUGAGUCGCAUCCGAAUCGAGACCUGCCUCCUGCUCAACCUGCACUUCAUCCGCCUUCUGGAGGAAGGGAAGCCCAUUCCCGUCAUCGACCAGAACUUGGUCGGACGUGCGAUGCAGUGCACAUAUGCAAAGAAAGCACAAGCGGACGCGGAACUCCAAGAGACAUUCGACCACCACUACCUACCUCUCUGCCCCAACCGUCCGAUCAACAACUGCCUCCCUCGCAUCACCAACGUACUCCUGGACCUGCGCAACCAGCUCCUCAGCAACAUCAAGAAUCACGUCGCGGUCCUCUUCCAGUCACGGCACCGGGCCUUCAUGAAGCUCCUCCUCAGAGAAGCAGCCCCGGGCGUGCCUUUCUUCGAGGAAGCGGACGAGGAUCUGGAGUCGUGCACCCGGCUGCUGACGACCGCCACCUUGUGGCGCCCGAACGAGAGCGUCCAAGAGCUGCUACCGGAGUAUCCUCGCAUCUACGGAAGGAUCCCAGAAGCUGCGAUCGAGUGCCUACAAGAUCUGGUCGACUCAGUCAGGCCGGAAGUCGGGCCGCUGCCUGCGGCGUCCCAGAGCAGACCUCACCUCUACGUGCCCUGGAUGAGGAUCAUCAGCGAGGAGUCCUCGGACCGACAGCUGCGAUCAUUCUCCCUCGUGCCUCACGCCUCCUUCUCUGCACCUUUCAUCGCUAUCACUCCUACAACGUGGCCCGAGCUGCAACCAAAGAGCGGCAAGAGAAAGGCUCCGGGAGAGCUCCGCGAUGCUUUUCCCUCCAUCGGACGGCUGGAGAGCGGUGGGAAGACCUUCGCAGACCGGAUCACCACGGACGGAGUGUCCGCGAGCGUGUAUUUCCCGGUGGAGAAGAGGACGCCCCCUCCGGAGGACAGAAUGGUCCACAUCCACCCCAAACAGCGCGUGGUGGGAUUAGACCCAGGAAAGCAUCCUGACUUCCUCACCGGCAUCGCCGUGACCGGCGACUGGGAUGGCAUCUCGCAUCAGGAGGAGGUCAUCGGCCUGGGGACCCGGGACUUCUACCACCGAGCGGGAUUCAAGAAUCGGACGUUCCUCAUGCACGCCUGGAUGUCCAGAGACCUGGAUGUGGCAGCCUUCAACAAGGAUGCUCCUUCGGGGAACACCGUGAGUCUGGAGAAGUUCGGGAAGAGGGUGACCUUCGUCUCUGCGAACCUGUACUGUCUGGUACGCUUCCACACCGCGAGGAGGGUCCGAAAGCUGAGACGGCGAGUGACGAUCAAGAAACAGAUCGAGGUGGACAGAGCCUGCAAGAAAAUCACGGCAGGGAAGAAAACCGUGGUGGCUUUCGGAGCAGCACAGGUGGAUGCAGGCAGGACCAAGAGGCAGUGUGGGCCAUGCGAGUCGGUGAAGAGACGACUCAGCAGCCACCACAAGGCGACGGUGGUCUUGAUUGACGAGUUUAGGACGAGCCAGGUGUGCAGCACGUGCCACUCGGACGUCAACAAGUUCGCGGUGCUCAAGAGGCAGCGGGUGAUGGAGGAUGGACUCCCGACGGUGACCGAAGUAGGGCGUCGCGAGGACGAGGACGGAGGAGGGAGGACGAGCUACAAGACGUGCCACAACGUGCGAGCGUGUACUAACCCGCUCUGUCGCAUGGUGUGGAAUAGAGACGUCAACGCAGCUCGUAGCAUAGCUUGGAUUUGUAUGAGCAUAGCGAGAGGCGAGGGCAGGCCGGCAGAGUUCACGAGAGCAGGAGUCUGGGGCUGA
Messenger RNA from Klebsormidium nitens, 1773 nucleotides. The record is from the annotation of a GenBank genome assembly. Lineage: Eukaryota; Viridiplantae; Streptophyta; Klebsormidiophyceae; Klebsormidiales; Klebsormidiaceae.